CGUUUUUCUUAUCUCGAUGGCAGUGCAUUCAAUUAGACGCAGGAAAGAAGAACACUGUAGCCUACAGAGAAAUAAUAGUAUCUUUAUUCGUUAUCAUCACGGCAUAAGUUCAUUGAUUUCCUAUUAUCUUUUCGAUCAGAUUUUAUCAGCCUAUCAUCGAAGGGACUUCUUCAACUUGAGCCGAGUGAAACAACAUUGCAGAGUACAGAUUAACAGUUCCCAGACAAACAACGCUAAUAAGACAAUGAAACUGCCUGUUCUUUUGACAUUCUUGUAUUGCUUUUGCAUCGACAUUAGCCACACCAGGGAAAUAACUCACGAAGAUAUUAAAGAUGCUAUGUUGAGCUUAGUACAUAUGAUGCGAGAAAAUACAGAGAAGCUGGAGAGGCACGAGGCGAGAGAACGGCAGCUGGGCGAACAACUGAAAAAGACAAUAAGCAUUCUGACAAAGCGUGUGUCCGUUCUAGAUGGUCUAAAGCUGCAGUUGACCAAGUUGGAGGAGAGGAUCUCAGGAAUAGAACAUCUGAUCGCGCAGAAGGACGAGAGAGAGCGUAUACAGAUGCAAAAGACCGUGGAUAGUUUGGAAGACUUGGAAAGUCGCUUGGAGGGCUGGCUCACAAAUAUCGAAAGCAAAGUAGUGGAGAUAAACAAUCGCGCGAAAGUUACAUCUACUCCGGACAAUCUUUCUGACAUUCUCAGCAAGCUAAGUGGCAUAGAGAGUAACUUGAUGGGAGAAGUUGCAAGAUUCAAAGACGGUCUGCAUAAUAAUGUAGCAAAGAUGAAUAAAGAAUCAGUUACGCUGCUGGAGAAGACACAUACGAUCUUCUCGGAGAUGCAGCAUGUAACCACCAAGAUCGGAGACCUCGAAAAAUCUUUAGAAGAGAUAAAACGGAUGACACAGAUUGUUCAAGAAAGGCCAUCAGAGCGACAAUUGGAUUUGUCUCCAGCUUUUGAUGAUCAUGUCAGGACAUUAGUGCAAGUGCAAGAGCUGUUAGAAGGUACUUCUGACAGAUUACGGGAAUUACCUAGGAUAAACGAAGUGCAAGCACUCCACAACGAGACGCAAGCUAUGUUGCAGGAAACUAAGCAUGCGUUGAAGGAUAUCGUUACACGGGGUAUUGAUAAUAUCGAGGAUAGGAUAACGGAGGGCAAAGAAGAAACGAAGGAUUCGGUGGCGACGUUACGGAUGGAUCUGGCUAACAAUGCAGAACGUGUGAAUCAGGAACUACAGAAUUUGGAAAAGGGUCAGUCCGUGAUGGUUUCUAUGGCCGAUCAUGUACUGGACACGAAGAAAAGAGUGGAGUACGGUGUACAUCAGAUCCUACUGGAAGUGGGCGAUUUGGUGAAAACCCAGGGAAUUAACAUUAACAGCACUCUUAGUCAAAGAUUCGACGGAAUCUCGAUUGAUAUCAUGGAUAACCAAAACGGCGCCUUGGCAAAUCUUACCAAUAAAAUGGAACAGGAGAUGAACAAAGUUUGGCGACAGAUCAAUGUAAUGUACCAACAGAUGACGGAAAGCGCUCGAGCUCUAGAUAAGUUACAUCAACAGAACGAAGCCUAUGUUAAUGGGACGACUUCUACUAUGGGUGGAAUGGAGAACAAGGUAGGCGAGAUAACAAAACGCAUGACGGAGGUGGAUGAAAACUUGAACUACUUGCUCGGCCGCCUAUCUUUGGUAACGCAAGAAUUCAAUCAGAUUAAGACAGGUUUGGGAAAUGCACUGGACAACAUCAAAGCUUCUUUCAAGAUAGUUCAGGAAAAAGCGUUGGAUCUGACUCAUCCGGGUCCCCAUCCACUUCCGGAAAACUAUAAGAAUCCGAAUGAAUCUGAGACCAGGAAGCCAGACGUUGUGUCCAUAAAGUAAGCCAUUUGACUCUCAGAUCAUCAGGCUGGCUUGGAUUAAAUCUCAGUCAGCGGAAGAUAGGCAUCUUCAUCCUUAGCGAAUUAACAUCCGGUACUGCAUCUCAUCAUCUCAUCAUCAUUUAAUUAUCAGAUUGUUAUACCCUUUGGUAAACUUUCGAAUAUACCUAUAUUCUUAAUCUUUUACCUACCUCGAAAAAAUAAUUCUAAAAAAGUCAGUAAAUAACACGAAACUAUAUAUAACAAAAUAAUAUUCAUUAUUCAUUAAAGUAUAAUGUUACAUAUGUAUAAGAAUGUAAUCAGCUUAUAAAUAAUCAGAUUGAAUGUAACGUAAAUUGCAGAUGUAAAUGUACAUCUGUAAAGAAGAUACAGAAGAUUCAUAUAGAUGCUUGUUUCGUCAUUUAAGAUGAUUUUAAAAUUAUAAAAUAUUAUAUGAUUUAUAUUAUUUGAUUAUAAAAUAUAAUUUCUAUAAAGAAUAGUUUAUAUAUAACAUCCGCGAUUUAAUUUUUAGUUUUAGAUGGACAAACGUAAUUUCUAAUAAUUUACUCAUUUAAUCUCUGCGCGACAAAGAAGGAAGGAUACUACUAAUAUAAUACCAUAGAUUUGAUUGGAAUGCUAUAUUUCUAUUGCCACUACUUAUAAAGAAUAAACAAAUCACUACAAAAUAAAAAAAUCCGAAAAAGAAA
This is a messenger RNA of Wasmannia auropunctata (little fire ant), 2546 nucleotides long. Its product is annotated as spindle pole body component 110. NCBI's taxonomy places the organism in Eukaryota, Metazoa, Arthropoda, Insecta, Hymenoptera, Formicidae. Bases 17 to 1864 code for a protein of 615 amino acids. The transcript is spliced from 9 exons. Gene Ontology annotation, cellular component: plasma membrane. The record is from RefSeq and is a predicted model, not a curated record.